Molecule: messenger RNA, 1482 nt
Organism: Penicillium crustosum
Lineage: Eukaryota; Fungi; Ascomycota; Eurotiomycetes; Eurotiales; Aspergillaceae
Product: cytochrome P450
Exons: 3
Coding region: 1-1482 (493 amino acids)
Molecular function (GO): monooxygenase activity; iron ion binding; oxidoreductase activity, acting on paired donors, with incorporation or reduction of molecular oxygen
Source: RefSeq, a predicted model, not a curated record
AUGAUUCAAGAAACUGUAGCACUUCUAAAGGCCCACUGGGUCUUGGUGCUUCUCUUGGCAGUUAUCACGCACCUUGUCUACAAUUACGCCAAGGGGGGACUUUGGAGGAUACCAGGUCCGUGGUUGCGAGGGGUUUCUUCCCUUCCCCGCAUCCUCUCAGUUUAUAACAACAAGUCCCACGAUGAAGACAUCCAGCUGCAUCGAAAAUAUGGCAACAUCGUACGUCUGGCGCCAAAUCUACUCUCGAUAGCCGACCCUGCCGAGAUCAACCAAAUAUACGGCAUUGGGACGAAAUUCUAUAAAUCUCGGUUCUACAACCUCUCUACGACAUACGAUGACGAGGGCUUAGUUCCGGACACGUUUGUUCUGACCGACAAAGUAAAACUCCAUCACGUGAACGCGUCUAACGCGUACUCGACAAACGGCCUAGUGCAGAUGGAAUCAUGGAUCAAUCCAGUCACCGAGCGACUGGUGAGUAAAUUACAUCGCCAAGCAGGGGAGCCCAUUGAGAUGUCAAGCGUAUUGAAAGACUACGCCAUGGAUGCCGUCUUUGCUGUCACAUUUGGGAGAGACUUUAACUACAUUGAAAAAGGCGACAUCCUGAAGAUGUAUAGCAUCUUGGAAACUGUCGCUGACUACAUGGCAGUCUUUGGACAAAUCCCCUGGAUUCAUAAAUUUCUCCUGGGUCGGCCAAUUAUCGCCAAGCUCAUGUUUGGUAGCGGCGGCGGCGAUAAGGAAAUGAUGCAGCUCGCCGUGUCCCAGAUCGAGUCCGCCAAGCAGAAUUCAUCCGAGGGCGGACCUUUGACCUUUCUCCAGCGAUUGCUCCUAAACCAAGCCAAGGAUCCCUCAUCUAUCAACGACAGAGAGAUCAUGACACAUGCAUUUGGUAACAUUUCCGCAGGGAGCGAUACCACUGCCAUUGCUCUGCGUUCCAUCCUCUACCACAUCCUAAAAGACCGCCGCGUUUAUGAUAAGCUCUACGAUGAAUUCCGUGUUCUGGAUACUCCCGUUCAAUUCACCGACGCUAACAAGCUGCCCUAUUUCGCUGCUGUCAUUCAAGAGGCUCUCCGGCUACAUCCUUCAGUCGGCAUGAUGCUCGCCCGCCUCGUCCCUGCAGGAGGUGCAGAUUUGUGCGGGUUCCAUAUCGCCGAGGGCACGGAAGUUGGCAUCAACCCGUGGGUAUUGCAACGCGACCCGGAAGUGUUUCCCGAUCCUGAUAGCUUUCGUCCUGAACGGUGGCUGCCAGAGGAGACGGAUGAUAACCAGCGUAAGCUUAUGAACAGGUCGUUUUUCACCUUUGGUCAUGGUGCGCACACCUGCAGCGGACGUUGGAUCAGUUUGAUGGAGAUGAAAAAGGUGAUUCCGUCUCUAAUGCUGAGAUUUGAGAUGACGUUGGUAAGUGAGGAGAAGUAUGGGUUUAAGAAUCGUUGGUUUACGCCGCAGCAUGGUCUAUGUGUGAAGUUUAUCGAGAAGGCUCCAUAG